Messenger RNA from Papaver somniferum (opium poppy), 1789 nucleotides. Its product is annotated as UPF0481 protein At3g47200-like. The record is from RefSeq and is a predicted model, not a curated record. The coding region runs from base 55 to 1575 and encodes 506 amino acids. The transcript has a single exon. Lineage: Eukaryota; Viridiplantae; Streptophyta; Magnoliopsida; Ranunculales; Papaveraceae.
CAUUCGUUUCUGUAAUCCUUUUUCAUCUCUUCUAUCAACCUUAGGAGCGACCUAAUGGCAACCAAGGGAGAUAAUAGCGAAAUUCUAGCUGAUAAUCCUUUACUGCCUCAAGUAAAGAAUGAACAACAAUCAAUUUCAGUUGAAGAAAUGAUAGCCAAGUUUGACAAAAGUAGUGAGCAUAUUUGGCGCCCUUACCAGGAGUUAAUUUGUAUACGCAGAGUGCACGAAAAGCUUCACAAGAUGACGGAUCCUAGUUCUUAUGCUCCUUUACUGGUGUCUAUUGGUCCCUUCCACAGGGGAAAAGAAUCCCUUAAAGCAAUGGAAGAAUGCAAGCUGCACUAUAUGAGCAACGUUCUAAAUCGAACAAGAGAAGAGCAUAAUUUUGAUUCAAUACAAAGGGUAUUCAAGAAUUGCGUUGAAUCUAUUGGGAAGAUGGAAGAAAAAAUUCGCCAGAGCUACUCGGAACCAAUCAACCUCGAAAGCAAGGAAUUCAUAGAGAUGAUGGUGUUAGACGGUUUGUUCAUCAUCGGAAUCUUCCAUGCCUUAACAGGAACGAAGCUGGUAGACGACAAAUUUUUAUUUCAUAAUAUAUGGGCCAAGAGUACGCUUCUCUGGGAUCUCUUGCUCAUGGAAAACCAAAUUCCUAUAUUCGUUCUCGAACGUUUAUUCAACCUAACUGCGGAAAAGAACAAGUCGAAGGGCAUGAAUACCUUCCAAGGGGUUGCACUGACCACAUUCAAAGACAAUAUCGAAUUGCCGAGAAAAAUCAAUACCAUUACGAAGUUGCAACAAGCAUCUCUCUGGGAAGGUAAUAAGCAUUUACUCGAUCUAGUUGCUAAAUCCAUGAACCCUGAUCAUCAUUCCAAUAAUGAAACACAUGCUGUUCAAAUCAGUUUUUCGCCAAUCUCAAUGUUCACAAAACUGAUAAGAAUGCUUAGAAAGCCACUGCUGCAAGUUUUCAAGUACUUCAUCAUAUUUAUCUGCCCUACACCCAACAGUAGUUAUAAGUUAUCAGGAAGUGUCAUUCCAAGUGCGACAGAAUUAGCACGAGCAGGAGUUACUUUUGAAAUAGGCCCUGAUGAUGGUAGUUUCCUAGAUGUUCAAUUUGUCGACGGAGUGAUGAGAAUCCCUCGUCUUGUAGUCGGUAUCAAUACUGGUCGUUUUUUUAGGAAUCUCAUUGCUUCUGAGCAGUACUUUGAUCGAAAUGGAUCUCCAUAUUACAUGACCUCAUAUGCCAUAUUCAUGGAUAACCUGGUAAGUUCUGCUGCAGAUGUCACACUACUUCGUAAUCAAGGAAUCAUUACUCAUACUUUGGGUACCGAUGAUGAUGUCUGUAACAUCUUCAAUAAGCUUUGUUCUGACAUAUAUUUGAAGGACGACUACUAUGCUGAUAUACAUAAGAAAGUGAACAUAUAUUACUGUGACCGCUGGAAUUUCUGCAAAGCGACCUUGAGGAAAACAUAUUUUGACAAUCCAUGGUCGGGUAUUUAUCUGGUCGCUGCAACUUUAUUUUUCUUUCUUUCACUCGUAUCGGUUGUAUUAAGGUUACUUGAGUACUUCAAAUCUAAAAAGUAAGGCACACUGAACCCUGACGUAUCAUGGAACUGGAUUAGUUUAUUUCAACUCCUUUUGUUCGUGUUUAUUCCUUUUGUGAUCGAUUGUCCUCGCUUGUGGUUGUUUAGGCUUUUUACCUCUACAUAUCAUUGAUUCUCUGCUGGCUUUGUGUUCCAGUUUUUAUUGUUUUGUGUAUUCAUUUUCUUUGAUAAUAAAUUGGUAGUGUUUGAAUUGU